Molecule: messenger RNA, 5078 nt
Organism: Anoplopoma fimbria (sablefish)
Lineage: Eukaryota; Metazoa; Chordata; Actinopteri; Perciformes; Anoplopomatidae
Product: RNA binding protein fox-1 homolog 2-like
Biological process (GO): nervous system development; regulation of alternative mRNA splicing, via spliceosome
Cellular component (GO): cytoplasm; nucleus
Molecular function (GO): mRNA binding
Source: RefSeq, a predicted model, not a curated record
UUUUUUUUUUUUUGGGGGGGAAGAACAACAAGCUGAUUUUAAAAGGCUUCAUGCUGUUGGGAUAAUGUUCUAGCUAACAACAAGAGACAAUAACCAGGAGCAGCUGCCUUUAUUGGUGUGAACUCGCUGUUAUUAACACACAGCCCCAUUGUGAGCAUCGAAGCAGAGGUAAAAACAAGACUUUUGACUGGUGACUGUCUGAUGUUAAUGUCGACCGACGUUGCAUCCAUACUGCUGCCCGUCAGUCGGGGGGUGAUGGACAGAGACGUUGAUACGGCAGCCGGACCCCUCGCCAACGCGGCCGGGGGUCCGGCUGCUGUCCGCGGGAUGAAGCGAGGAGACCCGGAGCCCGACGCCCAGACAGCCGCUGCCCUGACGGACGCAGCCGCGGCGGAGUGCAAAAGAGCCAGGAUAGACGGGACCGGGGGUGUUGUUGGGGACAUUGGACAGAACAAUGAGCCUUUAAACCCCGGUUUCCAUGGAUACCCACCUCACAGUCAGGGCUCUCAGGAUUCGACAGGAGCACAGGAGGGACUGGUGGCCCCACCCUUUUCAGUUCCCCCUCCACCCCCUCCUCAAAACGGGCUGCCAGGGACAGAGUUUGGCCCCGGGGCCAUGUUUGGUGCUGGGGGCCAAGGUGCGGCAGACGUAGGGGCUGGUGCUAACGGAGCCCCCUGCACCACCACCACCACCACCAACAGCAACAACGGAAAGACAGAGGAGGUGCCCCAGGGUGAGGCGGGUGUACAAUGCGGUACAGGAGGCACGGGAGGAGGAGGCUCCGUGGGAGACCCGUCAGAGGCAAAAGGGACCCCCAAACGUCUCCACGUAUCAAACAUCCCCUUCCGCUUCCGGGACCCUGACCUCAGGCAGAUGUUUGGGCAAUAUGGGAAGAUUCUGGAUGUAGAGAUCAUUUUCAAUGAGAGGGGCUCAAAGGGUUUUGGCUUUGUGACAUUUGAGACCAGCGCAGACGCAGAGAAAGCCAGGGAAAAGCUCCACGGCACAUUGGUGGAAGGUCGUAAGAUUGAGGUGAAUAACGCCACCGCCAGGGUGAUGACUAACAAGAAAAUGGUCAGCCCCUACCCUAACGGAGAGGCUCUCAGCACGCUGCCUUACGCGGGGUGGAAAUUGAGUCCUAUGAUGGGGGCCAUGUACGGACCAGAGAUCUACGCAGUCCCAGGGUUCCCAUACCCCUCAGCAGCAGCGGCCGCCACUACAGCAGCGGCGUUCCGCGGCGCCCACCUCAGGGGCCGAGGCCGGCCCGUCUACAGUGCGGUGCGGGCCGCCGUGCCUCAGCCCGCCAUCCCCACCUACCCUGGUGUGGUGUAUCAGGAUGGGUUUUACGGAGCUGCAGACUUAUACGGAGGCUAUCCUGCUGCUGCUGCUGCCGCCGCCGCCGCGUAUCGCUACGCACAGCCUGCGGCAGUAACCGGAGCAACCGCCGCAGCCGCCGCCUACAGCGACAGUUAUGGCCGGGUGUACACUACAGAUCCCUACCACGCUUUAACUCCGGCCGCUGCUGCCUACGGCGUGGGAGCCAUGGCCAGUUUAUACCGGGCAGGAUACAGUAGGUUUGCUCCUUACUAAAACCACAAAUCACACCCGAGGAAUUUCACAUCGCUCCAAAAAAACCUAUUUUUCAAGCUCUUUGUUCGGCAGCAGCUCCCCCUCCAUUUCUCUGCAGGCGGACUAUAGUGACAGCUCAUGUGUUUUUUUGUGUUUUUUUUCGUGGCGAGGGAGGUCAUUUGCCACAUCAUCAACUCGAACUCUGUUUCUGUACUUUUCCGUCUGUCGCUGGCGCGGAAAACAAUGACAAAACUGCCAGGAGCGUGUCCCACAUAGAGAGCUGCAGCCUGCUGCUUUGAACUACGCGGGCACAAUUUUGGACGGUUUUUAAAACACUACGGGACCUGGAAGAGAGAGAGAGAGAGAGACUACCGAUCCUGUGUGAUCCUGCACACCUUUUUUUCCCCAACAAGUCUGAACUUAGAAUAUAUACACUGCCCUCUAAGACCUAAUCAGACCUAUAUACACACUUACAUUCAACACCAAGUAUACAGUUUCCUCUACAUUCUCCUUUUAGAGUCGGUAUGCACAGAGCGAUGCCACAGCACAGCAUUCUUAUUAAAGGUACUGAUCUUUUUAAAACACUACAUCGACGUAAAGCGACACCCCCCUGUACAGCAGACGUCCCUCUGGUUUAGCAUCGUUGUUUAAUUAUGAAACUCUGGACAGCUCAAACAGAACAUGUAGGAAUUAUUCUUGUUAUUGUGUACAGCUGGAAUACCCAACAUUCAGCCAGAGGGAGUUGGGAGAGAUCUGGCCGACAGAAACCACCUUUGUCCUGGCAACAACAAACACUGCAUGGAAAAAACAAUUUUUUGUCAUUUUCAAACAUUUCUUUUCCCCCCAAAUUUAAAAGGAAAGCCAAGAAAAACAACAACUAAUGUUCCAAAAAAUCAAAAAAGGGGGGAAAUGACAAGGAAAAAAAUGGAGUGACUUUUUUUUCUGCAUUACCUCAGAUUUUCCUUCAUCUGUUUAGUUUUUUCCCACCAAUGAGAAUUUGCAUAGAAAUGUCAUCAUAUAGAACAUGGAUGCGUUGGAACUGUCCAUUAUCUCCAGCGACAGAGAUGUUCAUUUGUCCUUCUUGCUGGUCUACACAUGUCUACACUAUAACUGCAACACUAAGAUGGGAUGCAGAGUCAUCGACACUAUGUUUAUCCAUUCUGAGCAUUUUAGUGCAUCCCCCCUAUAAAGGCUCAUCCUCGAUCUGCUCACAAUGGUUCUUCCAAAAAAAGGACUCGGCCCAUUGCUCCUAAACCGUCGGACACUCCAGCCGUGGCAGCGAAAUGAGCGAGUCAGAUGGACAAAGAACCCAUCGAAAAACAAAUGAACUAGAUUUAGCAGAUCUGAAGCAGGAACACCCACUCUGGGAAACGGAUCAUCUGCCAGCCAGCCAAAUGGGAAUCCCUCCUGGCCAACUGAGAUAUUUCUGCCGACAGGCUUCAGGCAGAGCUGCUCUGUGCGUUUGAAACUCAGCAGAACAGUAGAUCCCAACAGACGGCCCAGAUUAGAAAACAUUGGAAAAACAAAGAGAAAGCAGUCAUGUAAUGGAGCCAUGCAGUCAUGAGAAUUUAUUAGUUUUCUAUUUAUAUUCCUCAUAUUUUUAAACGUGACAGGAUGCCACAUGUCCACAUCAUUUUGGAAUUUUAAAUCCGUCUUUACGCUCUCUGGGAUUGUUCGGUCCGGAUAGUUUCCAAGUUCUACUCGCCAGUCUGCAUAGAGCGACUGGCAGCCGGACAGCUUAUAGACCACGUCUCUGUCCUGUAUGUAUCACAUCUCCAUAUACUCUCACUAUGUUGUUAUUGCUAUUAUUUGCCUUUUUUUGGUUCCAAAGAUUUUCUGAAGAAAGCACAUUUUUUUCUUGGUCCUGAUGUAUUUCUUUUUGUGGUUGAUGUUUUUUUUCUGUGCCUUUUUGUUAUAUAUAUAUUUUUUAUCUGUGGGUUGAAGCUGUAUUUUUCAGCACAGUGUUUGAAUCAGCACCCUGGGAAAUGCCAACGACGCAGCGUCUCCAAAAAAAAAAAAAGAACAGCAAUUUGGGAAAUACUGUCCAACACACAGAAAAACAACCCCGGUUAAAUUGAAUUCAGUAUACACACUCAUUUAUUGCCUUUUUCUUUUUUAGUUAACACAUGAAACACGCUGUGGAUUGCGGAGGCGUUUGCUGCAGACAAGGGAAAUGAGAGCAGAUGGAGUCAUGAGGGAUAUGCAGAAAGUCUGGAGCAGGAUAUUUUGAAUUAUGUUUGCCAUUAGGGGCCAAAUUGCUGGCAAAAGUAAAAGGAGGGAGAACAUCCACACAAUGUCGAUGGUGCCCUGUGGCCCAGCGGUGGCCACCUUUUAGGAACAAUGUGUGGGUGGUUGGUGGAGGGACAUUGUGGCUGUGAUGGUGAAGGUGAGAAGCUGAGCCAUAAAUCAUUAGCUGACAGGAUAACAACGUCCCCUGCUGUCUUUUCUUUUUUUAAAAACAUUUUCAGGGGUCCACUGUGCGCUCAGGGUGGCGCGGACAGUACAGAGGAGAAAGGGGGUGGGGGGGUGGUAAUGUUUUUGUAUGAUUGUGAAAAACUGUGUGCAGUAGGUCCAAUGAGUAUUUUUGACGAGCAUUACCUCUUUUUUUUUUUUUUUUUUGUCUUAUUAUUCCUUACAAGUAUUAUCAGAAGUGUUGCUAUGCAUGCUUUUGUGAGGGAGAGAGAGAGGAAAGGGUGUCAGCCUGAGAACCUUUUUUAUUUUUGUGCAUGAAUUCAAAUCAUAGUGCUGGAGGAGGAAGAUGAGAAGGAGGGAGGGGGGUGUUUACAAAGCAGGUGGAGGAGAGAACUCGGAUGUUAAUGUGAUGGAGGUGACGGAGGGGAGUGAUCUCGGUAAAGAGAGGUAGAGGCAAGCCGCCACGGUCCGACUCAAUCAUCCGGGUUACUGCUGCUCUGUGGCCUAUCUGAUGUGGACAGUUUCAUUUGGUACGCCCCCCUCGUGGUUUGCUUUUAUAAUGACAAUUUAAAAAAAACAAAAAAACUGCCCCACCCUAAUGAUAAUUCUGCGGUAGGAUGGGUUAAAAAAAACAAAUAAAACCAAUAAAACAAUCAUGCGUGCAGACUAGAGAUGCGGCUGGUGAGCGGGGUCGUGAACCCAACACCAAGGACUGCUCGUUUAGCGGCGUCUCCACCUCGCUCCGCCCGGUCUGUGUACAGGCGGUGCAGCUGCAGUGGCUCCUGCGGGGGUUCGCUCGUUUCUGUCUCUUUCUAAUUGGAGCGCAUCUCAUACGGAAGCCUGCAGGGACGAGCACAAAAAGAGAGAGAGAGAGAGAGCUCCCUACUCACUGUGCUCCAGUCAACCCAGUGGGAGUUACUUUUGUUUUUUUGUACAGGGAUCUCAUAAAUGAGUUUGAAUUGCAUGUGGAUUUUUUUUUUUUAUUAAACGACACAUGCUCUUAAAAAGCUCAUUUAUCCAAGUGAUUUUUUUUUUUUCAAUAAGUGGCAUGUAUUUUCUCACGUUUUAUUUUGCCAUCCUUGUGUCUGCCUUUUGUUUAU